Molecule: messenger RNA, 3388 nt
Organism: Vitrella brassicaformis
Lineage: Eukaryota; Vitrellaceae
Source: the annotation of a GenBank genome assembly
CAAUGGAUUGAUCUGAUAUAUCAGUCAGUCUGUCGUUCGUUCGCCUACCUACCGCACGGCACGGCACGCAGCCAUGACACAAACAUCCAAAGCAUCCAUCCAUCCAUCCAUUCACACAUGCAGAGCAGACAAGGGGCCACAGCCAGCCAUCAAACAACAACAAAUGCAGCCAGUCCCACGCCACUCAUCGAUCACAUGAAUGGCUGCAUCCAUGGAUGGCCACACAGGCAGCCAGGCAGGCAGGCAGGAAGGCAGUGUCGUGCACGUCGCCAGCUACAAUUGAUAUCCGACGGACGGGGGGAGGGGGGGCCCUUGGUAGCGCUCUGUCCUCGUGCGUCUGUUUUCCCGCCCAAUUAUCUGUAGGUCUGUCUGUCUGUCUGUCUACCUCUCUCUUAAACUGAUUCCAGCCACGGCAAACAGACACACGGCAUGCAGGCAACACGAAACGCGCAGACAGACAGGCAUCUGUGGGCAUCAUGUCAUGCAUACACACACACAUCACAUCGGUGGAUGGAUUCGCUAUCUCUCUCUCUCCCUGCCACUCUCGCACUCCCUCCCUCCCUCCCGGUAUCGUAUCUUGCCGCCCGCCAUGCCGCCCGCACACAGCCUCUAAUCCCUUUAUCCAUUCAGCCAUGCAGCCAUCCACCAUAAGCUGCACCAACAGGGAGCACACACACACACGAAGAUUGUAUGGGGCACAUUCUUCGUUUUGUUGUAUGUGUGCGUCAGCUUCGUACCGUGUGUAUGUGUGAAGGCCAUCCCAUGCACUACCGUAUCCUCCUCUCAGCAGCACAUGCACUGCUUGCACAGCGGACCACAGAAAUGUAAGCAAUGGCAUGGUGUGGUGCGUCUCUCUCUGUCUCCCUCCGUGUGUGUGCUGCAUGGCUUACCUUCUUGCCGCGUCUCUGGCGGGCAGGGGGCUCGUGCAUCCCACGCCGCCCGGCCUCGCCGAACUCUGUGGUCACACACACGUACAUCCAGGCACACAGACAAAGAUGGCUGUCUGUUUGUCUCUGUGAUGUUUUGUGUGUGGGUGGGUGGGUGGGUACGUUGUGUGGUGUUGAGUGUGAGCCCCUGUGCGGGUGGGUACGGCGACUCCUUCUGAGGGAGGUAGCCCUCGGCGCCGAACUGCAGCUGGUUGGCCUGCUCGGCCGACAUCUGCUGCACCUUCAUCGUGAUGUAGCCCUUCGACACGCGCUUGCUAGUCGGCUGAAACAACCCUCUGGCAAAGGAGGCAGAGAGGAGAGGAGGGGAGCGCGUGUGUUGUGUUGUCUUGUGUUCCGUGGCGUGUGGGGCCGGUGGUUGGGAGUGCGUGUGUGGCGCACAGCCUGCCCUGCCUACCCCUCAGAGUAGAGGGGGUAGGUGCGUUCGACGCCCAGCUGGGGGUCCUGCCACUUGAGGUCCACCGAGGUCGAGCCUAUCGUGUCGCCACGGAAGAAAUCCUAAGGCCAGACACACACGCGGAGAGAGAGAUGGGAGGAGUGACGCCGUGGGUGGGUGGAUGGAUGUGUGUGUGUGUGUGUGGUGCAGGUACCUGUUCGAUGACUUUGAUGAAGAGUUGGUUCUCCCCGCUGUAGGGCAUGAUGAUCUUCUCUGAUGGAUGGACCAACGGACGGACGGACGAACGCAAACGUGACAUUCAAUGCGUGUGUCGUGUAUGUGUGUGUGGGCGUGUGUGUGGGAUACGGUAUCUGAAGUCGCAGUCGUCGAGUCUGGGGUCGCGGGUGCUCUUGACCGCCUGGGCCGGACCCACCUUGUACUGCUCACUGACAGACACCACAAGACACACACACGACAGAGAGAGAUGGAUGGAUGGAUGGCUGGAUGGAUGGAGGGCGACGCGAGUAACCCUUGUUUCUCUCUGUCUGUCUGUUGUGUGUGCAUGUGAUGUGGUUCUUUCUGUGCCUGGCGAUUUGGUUGUCGUUGAAUCCGGCCACGAUGAGGUAUUCGCUGCGGCCGAACUCAAUCCCGAAACGCGGCACCUCCGUCAAACGACCUACCGUCAACACCACCUACACAUAACACAAUACGACACAAGACAACCCAACACAAGACAAGACACGCAGUCGUAUGCACACUGUGGUGAGUGAGUGUAUGUCUCUCUCUCUCUCUCUCGUCCCUCUCCCUCUUGCUGUGUCGGCUUGGCUGCUUUGCUAGCUGUACUUACCACCUGUCCGUAGACCGAGGCGGAUCCUGCAGAGCCGUAGCUAUACAACUGCUGCACACCGUAGCCUGAUCACACACACAUCACACACGACACGACACGACACGACACGCGUACACACGAGGCCCCCACCAUCACCUCAUCCCUCCCACCCCACCCCGUCCCAUCUGAUCCAUCUGAUCUCAUCUCUCUCACCUACCUUCAGCGGGUGGGUAUGGGCUGGUGUAGGUCCCAUACAGCCCCUGGCUGGUCCCCGGUGCCGCGUAGGUUAUCCCCGCCCCUCCCCCAUACCCCCCCGCAGGUGUGUAGAAUGACGUGGUGGCGGGCGCCGCCACGUGGAAACUCUGGGUGGCCGGUGCCGCCGGGUACACCGACGGCCCCACGGCAAACGACAUGCUCUGCGGCAAGUUGACACCCUGCGGCGCGGCAGACGUGUAGUACGUCUGCCCGCCCACACCGCCCACACCCACACCCGGGGCGGCCGUGUAGGUCUGCCCGAUGGCGAAUGAGGCCGCGUGUGGGAGUGCCGUGUAGGUGAGGUUCUGUGUACCCAGGGGCUGGGCCGCCUGGUACCCAACCGCCUGGGGGACCGACGGGUAUGUGUACGAUGCGGGUGCCUGCGCCGUGGGGUUGGCGUAGGUGUAGUAGGGGGCCGUCGCGGGGCUCGUGAGGUUGAGGCCGGCGUACGGAUCCGCCGAGGCGCCAACCGGCGUGCCAACCGUGCCACCAAUCACACUCCCCUGCAUGGACACAGAGAGCAUUCAGAAAAGGCGGAAUAUGUUCUGUUUCUGCAAUUUUGGUGGUGCGUUGCGUUGCUCACCGAGAAGGGGGGGUUCUGCGAAUACGAGUAGUUCUGCGAGUACGAGUACGGAACCUGAGAAUACGGGUCAGAAGGCUGCAAAACAGGACCACAGAGCCCAGAUGCACCAUCAUGGACGACCCACCGCCCAUCCUCUGCUCUCACCGAUGCGUAUGAGACGACUGUGCCGGCAGGGUAGCCCGAGGGCGCCGCGAGGGUCUGAGCUCCGUACACGGCCUGCCCCCCCGUCACCACCUGGGGCGCCACAGUCGCCGGGGCGGCCGCGGCAGCCGCGGCUCCACCAGAUGCAUCCAUCACAGCUACACUCACAACCUGAGAGGGCAAAAGGGAUGAAAUACGGUCGCCUUGGUGUGGAUCUGGCCCCUGAUGGUGUGUUCUGCUGACCUAUGGCGUCAAAACGCUUU